Vicia faba (fava bean) is the source of this 384-nucleotide messenger RNA. Lineage: Eukaryota; Viridiplantae; Streptophyta; Magnoliopsida; Fabales; Fabaceae. The record is from the annotation of a GenBank genome assembly.
AUGUUUGAUUCCGAACACAACGACUCUAAUAAUUGUCCAACCGCCACUGCCACUGGUGAUUCCGGCCAGCCCAAGGUCACCACGCUCAACAGUUCAAAAAUAGAUUUUCAUCCAUCCCUUGUCGUCUCCAAUAUUAGGAAUCCAAAUCCUAUUAUUCUUGAGAUGGAAAAAGAUCAAUAUGGAACUUGGGUCGAGCUUUUCCGCAUUCAUGCUCGCUCAUAUCGAGUCCUACAUCACAUCAUUCUAUCUACAAGAAAAGCUCUCAUGCUGUCGUGCACACCACUUAGAAGUGACCUUCUGAAGACACCUCUCAGCGUGGCAACCGCCGCUCUGGUAACCGUUCUCACUCUCGUGGCAACCAGGGCCGCGGAAGGGGUGUGGUAA